UGCGGCUCCACAGAGCCAGAGUGCUAGCCAUCGAAGGGGAUGAUGAAGUUGGCGAAGACAAGAACGGCGACGAGGCUGGUUUCGGUCCCGGCGAUGAUCAGUAUUUGUUCCCACCUAUCCCGGCGCCCAACCUAACCCCCGCUCCAGCUCAUACUUGGGUAGAUAUAGCACCUGGCAGCAGCUUCCUCCUGGUCGGAACAUGAUAGGCAAGCAGCGAACGCUAAACCGCAUGCAGAAGAUCGUCCUCGGCCUCAUCUGUGAGGCGAUGGACAGAGCGGAGGAAGUGUCAGAUAUAGCCGCUGACGGCAACGAAGGACACACGGUGUGGGAGCAGCCACCUCAACAUCUCCAAUACAUAGGCGGAAGCGGCGGCACCGGGAAGUCUUGGCUCAUCGAGACGCUGAAAGAGGUAUUCGCGGCGAAAGGGUCGUCGAAACGUAUUGUCAUAACAGCUACGUCCGGGACGGCGGCGGCAGGGAUCGGCGGUAACACCAUCCACUCCGCGCUGGGGCUAGCCUUCAAGGAUCAAGACGGAGCCGCGAUGGAAAGCCUACCAUCCGCGAACCUGGAGAGGAGCCGGCAGCGUUGGAGAAGGCGUGACGUGCUUGUGGUCGACGAGGUAAGCAUGUUGGGACUUAAGACGCUCUACGAAGUAGACCACAAGCUGCGUGCGCUCCGCGGCUUCCCACACAGGCCGUUCGGCGGGAUACCGGUGGUGGUCUUCACGGGCGACUUCCUCCAGUUCGGACCAGUACUGCAGAAGGGUCUGCUGAGCCGGGUCGACCCCAGCGACUGCGGCAAGGGGCUGCGGAACCUCUCGGAUCGUGCGACGCAAUAUCGAUGGCAGCAGAUCCAGGCCAAGACGACAUGGGAGCUGUUUACCAACGUGGUGAUCCUAGAGGAGCAGAAGAGGGCCGAGGGCGACAAGGAACUGAUAGGGCUCUUAGAACGCAUCCGGACAGGCCGACAGACGGCGGCCGACCUGGACAAGCUCAACUCGCGAUACAUCCCUGACGAGAAGCUCGACUUCACGGGAGGCCGGCGCGCCAUUAUCCCGCUCAACCGACACAGGUGGGACCUCACGCUCUGUGCCGCCCUGGCCUUCGGCGAGGAGCACGGCAGGAAGGUGUCCCUGUUCAUGUCCGAUCACCAGUGGAAAACCCGCAUGCCCAGCGAGGAAGAGAUGGAGGCCGUAGUGCUGCUCGGAGAUGACGCGCAGCUCCCCAUCCCAGGCAUCUUUCCAGUUCACGGCCGCCGGCGUCGUCGCAGACGGAGAGGUAGAAGAACGGGUGAUCCACGACCGGCUGUCCGUCUUCCUCGGGCCGCCAAGCGGCAUCCUUCUCCAAUCGCAGGACACGGAGGGGCUUUCCCGCACAUACCUCCGGGUACCCUCAUGCUAGGGACAGAGACUGUGCAGCUUGACAAAGAAAAGCACGGCAAAUACGUCUGUCCGCGACUUGCAGCCAAGCGGGAGUUUAAGAUGGGGCUGACGCGUACGGGGCUGCCAUGCACGCCGGGCUUUGCGCUCACUGACUAUAAGGCGCAGAGCAAGACCCUAGAGAAGGUCCUGCUCGGGCUCUAUGGGAGAAAAGGGACGAAGGGAUACCCGAGCAUGGAGAAGUGCGACGUGCUUAGCUUGUACGUGCAAUUGUCACAGUGCAAGCGGUUGCGGGACAUACGGCUUGUACAGCCAAUCCCAAGGGAGCACUUCGAACAGGCGCGGAUGUAUCCGGAGCUCACUCAUAGAAGGGGUCGAUCGAUUAAAAGAGCUAGCAAGACAGACGGUUGAGCGGUUUGAGGUCAGGCAUGGGAAGCAAGGUUAGGAGGCAAUCUCCGUUUCGUUCACAGUAAAAACGGAGAGCGGACCCAAUCAGAAGCCAUUUUAUUAGCCUAUCAGAAGGUAGCUAA
Ilyonectria robusta is the source of this 1908-nucleotide messenger RNA. Its product is annotated as PIF1-like helicase-domain-containing protein. The coding region runs from base 200 to 1789 and encodes 529 amino acids. Gene Ontology annotation, biological process: DNA repair; telomere maintenance. Gene Ontology annotation, molecular function: DNA helicase activity. The record is from RefSeq and is a predicted model, not a curated record. The transcript has 2 exons. Lineage: Eukaryota; Fungi; Ascomycota; Sordariomycetes; Hypocreales; Nectriaceae.